Glossina fuscipes is the source of this 516-nucleotide messenger RNA. Its product is annotated as low molecular weight phosphotyrosine protein phosphatase-like. The record is from RefSeq and is a predicted model, not a curated record. NCBI's taxonomy places the organism in Eukaryota, Metazoa, Arthropoda, Insecta, Diptera, Glossinidae. Gene Ontology annotation, molecular function: protein tyrosine phosphatase activity. The transcript is spliced from 4 exons. Bases 1 to 516 code for a protein of 171 amino acids. Gene Ontology annotation, biological process: protein dephosphorylation.
AUGUCCACUGAACAACAAGGCUGUGAUAUGAUCGAGUGCAACACUUGUCGUUCACCAAUGGCCGAAGCCAUUACGCGAGAUCUAUGCGAAGAAUUGGAACUUAACUGGGUAAUCGAUAGUGCUGGUCUUCGCUCCUGGAACGUAGGUCGCCGUCCGGAUGAAAGAUGUCUUAAAAUCUUGGAAGAAAAUGGCUUAUCGACUAAGCAUUACGGGCGCAUGGUUAACUUGGAUGACUUUCGGAAUUUCGAUUACAUUGUUUGCAUGGACGAAACGAAUGCUAGUGAAUUGCAAGCUAUGUCUGAAAUGGUUGGCAGGAAGUGCAAAGCACGGAUCGAGCAAUUGACCUCUUAUUUACAUGAUGAUGGUGAAGAAAUGAUAAAAGAUCCAUUCUUUACGCGGGGACUCAAUGGUUUUCGUUGCGCUUUCAAUCAAAUCUCUCGCUGUUGUCGUACCUUUAUAAAGCAGGUCCAACAUCGUGAAAAUCAUGGCUUUAGUUUGCCUUUAGGACAGAAUUAG